CUCCCUCCGCGCCGCGACCCGCGGGACACGCCCGGCCUGGCCCUGCCCUGCCCGGCCGCGCCGCUGCCCCCGCCCCUGUCACCCUGAAGAGGGGUGGCACAAAACCCUCCACCGGGCUGCUCGCUCCCGCGGCAGUGCCGGGUUCUGCUUCUCCGCGGUGUCCCGGCUCCUUCUCGCCGGACCAGGAUGCGGGGCCUGAUGGUCGCUGCCUUGCUGCUGCAGAGCAUCGCCGGCUCGGGCGCGUUCACCGCAGGGAGAAGAAAUGUGGACCCCGAAACGAACAUGAACAUCAGUGAAAUUAUUACCUUCAGAGGAUACCCUAGUGAGGAAUAUGAAGUGACAACAGAAGAUGGGUAUAUCCUUUCCAUUAAUAGAAUACCUUAUGGAAGAAAAGGYCGUGAAGGAAGUGAUGGUCCAAGGCCUGCUAUAUUUCUGCAGCAUGGUUUGCUUGCAGAUGCCAGCAACUGGAUCACGAACUUGGAUUACAACAGCCUUGGCUUUAUGCUGGCAGAUGCUGGCUAUGAUGUAUGGCUGGGAAAUAGCAGAGGGAACACCUGGUCCAGGAAACACAUACACUUCACAGUGAAGCAGGAAGAAUUCUGGGUUUUCAGCUUUGAUGAAAUGGCUAAGUAUGACAUUCCAGCCUCGGUGGACUUUAUUUUGAAGAAAACUGGCCAGCAACAAUUAUUUUACGUUGGCCAUUCGCAGGGCACUACAAUGGCUUUCGUUGCUUUUUCAACUUUGCCACAGCUGGCUAAGAAAAUCAAAAUGUUCUUUGCCUUGGCACCAGUAGCUACAGUCAAGUUUGCCACUAGUCCUCUGGUAAAAUUGGGAAUGGUUCCUGAUCUGCUGCUCAAGGACAUGUUUGGAAAGAAACAAUUCCUCCCUCARAAUUCUUUGCUGAAGUGGCUUGCUACCCAUGUCUGCACCCACAGAAUACUCGAUGACCUUUGUGGCAACCUAUUCUUUCUUCUGUGUGGUUUUAAUGAGAGAAACUUGAAUAUGAGCCGAGUGGAUGUGUAUUCAACACACUGUCCUGCAGGAACAUCUGUACAAAACAUGAUCCAUUGGAGCCAGGCUGUGAGGACUGGGGAGCUCAAAGCUUAUGACUGGGGAAGCAAGGCUGCAAAUAUGGCUCACUAUAAUCAGUCUACUCCCCCUUUCUACAAAAUAAAAGAGAUGACUGUACCAACUGCGGUGUGGACUGGUGGACAGGACUGGCUGGCAGACCCAAAGGAUGUUGCUAUGCUGCUCACUCAGAUCACCAAUUUGGUUUACCACAAAAACAUUCCWGAAUGGGAACAUUUGGAUUUCAUCUGGGGCCUUGAUGCACCUUACCGCAUGUAUAAUGAAAUAAUUAACAUGAUUAGGAAGUUGUCUCUAAACUGACUUGGUAUUCCAGAGUAUUAGUUCACCAGGAAUUUGUCAUUUUUUGUAAAACACACUUUUCUGGCAAUAAUGUUACAUUGCUUAGUGUGAUGCAUUUUUAAAAUGCCAGCAAUCACUACUGAAUUAGAUUCAUUAUUUUUUGUUUUUCUCAGUAUUAUUUCUCUCUCUUCAUAGUAUUUUGCUGAUUUUGCACACAGUGGCAUGGUACUGAAAACACAGCAGUAGAACUUAGCACAAAAGGAGUAUGUCACAUGCACAUAAAUUUAGUGACCUGUCUGAAAGACAGACACAUGAUUCCAUUCAGCAUCUCAGGUGUUUGACACUUAAAACAGUAAGUAUUUCACUGUGCCUAAAACACAGCCAUAUCUCAGUGUGUGGCCAUUGCUGAGUACCUUUCAGAAGUACUUCUUGUACUGAAGUGACUCAUUUGGUGCUGGCACUUUACAAAGCACUUAGUGACUUUUUUUCUGUGUUACUGUUUUAGCCAUCACAUAAAAGCUAGCUACAUCAGAUUGUUUUCCAUAUUGUCCAGAAGAAAGAGAAAGAAGCCAGAGAAACCACUGUCAGUUGAAAUCUCUGAUUUUGGAACUGAUUUAUUGCUGCGUUUUCUUGCUUUGAUGAUGUCCCUGAAGCCUUUGGUAUUUCACAUACCAGAUGUGGAUUGAGGUCACAAUUUGCCUUGGCAGAUUCCUGGAACAAGAAUAAUGGUUAAAAAAAAUACUUUUUGGUUAACUUUCACUUAACUUUAUCAAUAGGUUAUGGCUUUCAAGGAGACUGAUGUAACAUACCUGUGUUUUGCACUGACCACUAACUAGAAAACGAGCUCUCCCCCAGUGUGCUGCUGGUGAGAGAAAAGCCAAAGCAUUCAUUCUGCAGCUUGAGUGACUUAAUUUCUGUGGACUUUUCCCCCUAAUCAUUUGCUGCAUCGAAAAGCUGUUUACUUCUUAACUGCUUAUAGAGUGCUCCCUACCACUAUGUUAAGGAACUGAGAACAGCCUGGAGAAGCCUGACAGUAUUAAGAGCAGUUCCUUUUGUCUCAGUCUCUGUUUCAAACUGGAGUUAAGACCCCUUUUAAUGGGGAAGAGGAUUCGCAUCUGCCUCASGGGUCUGACUUUGAACUUCUUUCCAUUGACUGUGCAGGGGACUUUGACUCCUGKGAGAUACAUAAAAGUUCCAUGCCAAAUGAACAAUUUUCAGAGUCAGUUGCCUUAGUCCAGAUGAUAAUUUCUGUGCCAUAGUUGGACUCAACCUAGAUUUCUUCAGUAAUCCCAACAGGAUAAAGAGCCUUUCUACAAGUCAUAGGAAAUAGUGCAUUUUAAAUAGAGGCAAGUUUAUUUUGUAAAAAAAAAAUUAAAAUAAAAAAAAUGCAGAAACACACUCAAGUUGUAAAUUAGGACUUGUUUGUUUGGUUUUUUUUUGAUUCCUAAUUCAGACUCAGGGAAUUCUCAGGUGUUGUUUAGGAAGAAAGUACUUCAUUCGUUCAUGAUAUUUUGGUUGUGAUUCCUAACAGGACCUGUAAAUCUGAUUUCUCUUUGUAUAAGCCAGAUUUGCUUUACUUUAYUCUGUGCUGAAAGGAAACUUCUGUAGGAAUCAAAGAUGGCUAAUUUAACAGUUUUAAGGGUUUGUGGUUUAGCAAGAGCCAUGUGCAUCAUGUUUAUUAAGCYUGAGCUAUUUCAAUAAACAUGAGACCUGCUUGGAA
Malurus melanocephalus (red-backed fairy wren) is the source of this 3088-nucleotide messenger RNA. RefSeq names its product lipase A, lysosomal acid type (gene LIPA). The coding region runs from base 187 to 1389 and encodes 400 amino acids. The transcript is spliced from 9 exons. NCBI's taxonomy places the organism in Eukaryota, Metazoa, Chordata, Aves, Passeriformes, Maluridae. The record is from RefSeq and is a predicted model, not a curated record. Gene Ontology annotation, molecular function: hydrolase activity, acting on ester bonds.